This is a messenger RNA of Ceraceosorus guamensis, 2649 nucleotides long. RefSeq lists its product as hypothetical. The record is from RefSeq and is a predicted model, not a curated record. The transcript has 2 exons. The coding region runs from base 1 to 2649 and encodes 882 amino acids. NCBI's taxonomy places the organism in Eukaryota, Fungi, Basidiomycota, Exobasidiomycetes, Ceraceosorales, Ceraceosoraceae.
AUGGUCAGUCCACGAGAGACGUCCUCGCCGGACCCACUCGAUCAGCCUUCCUAUGGCCAAUUGCUCCAUCGAGCGAGGAGGGAAUUGCAGGAGCGCGUAACCUCUGGAAAGGUGGAGAUUGAUGCCCAUGGCAACUACGUGAUUCGUCUACCAAGCUCCAACGCAGGUGCUCGUACGUCCACUCGCCAAAUUCCUCGAUCUAUCUCCGCGUACCAAGUACCAUCCUCUAGGCACCAACCCACUGAUGCAUCACGCGCACCUAGCCCUUCCUUCGCCACCAAUCUCCAAGCUCAUCCUGCCGUUCCACCACUCCAAGGCUUGGGCAUUGCGUGCAUAGCCGCGACGCAUCAGGUUUCCAGUCUACCCGGGCAACAUGGAUCUGCAGCGCACUCGGCUUCUCUAGCGUCAGGCUCUCACAUCGUUGCUAAGCGUGCCGUCAGCGAUUCGCAGAGUCGCAGACGCAAAGCUCAAAGCUUGAGCGAGCUCGGACUUCCUACACAAAAGCGUCUCACUCCACAGCAGCGUGCCGCAUGGUCGUCCUUUUCAGCCGUGCCAGACAGCCUUCGCCCAUCGAGUCUCAUGGAUGGCGAAUUUAUCUGGACAACAGAUGCACUCGGCACACAGCCGGUCGCGGCUCAUGCUUCUCACAUGGAAUCGAGCGGGCACCUAUCCAUCAACGGCACCCAAGAUGAGAGCUCCACCUACGUCAUGCGCCUGGAACAGUCUUCAUCGACGCCCCCUGCUGGAGCCAGACGCACGUUGGGAACGUUUCGCCCCUUGCAGAUCGUCUUUGAUCUCAAUGACAAGUCCCAAAGGGUCGAGCGGCUUCGUUUCUCACCUCACAGUUCGGCCUCUUCUACGCUUUCGCGCGCAGAUUCGACGGACACCUCGCUCACGAGCAUGAUGGAUGGCAUUACUCGAGCUUUCGACCUCUCGCUAACGCUGCCCGAAAGUGACACCACUCGCGUCGACUUUGGCGCGGUGCCGUUCAGAUCCGCCCCCAAGCACAAGCCUCGCCCGAGCGUACUUCCUAUGCGUACUAUAGGCCGCGGAAGAUCUAGCAUUCCUGUGGCCUCUCAUUCGAGCACAUCCAUGAACCACAUUGUCCUAGCAGCGCCUCCCAAGGACAAGACGUCCAGCCGCGCGCCUCAGCGCCGCAACACACACGACCUCGUGAGAAGCCCAGCACCGCCUUGCGAUCGCUGUGGUCACAUGCCUCGAGAGUGCUCCAUCAAUGGCUGCAGCACUGCUACCUUCAGUGGACAGAUCGGCUCGACAUGUGACAAGAAAGGGUCCAUUCGCAAGCCAUGCGAGACGCCUUCAAAGUAUUCUCGGCCUCAGGUCUCCAUCCUUCGUCACGUCGGACCGGCACGUCCCGUUGCUAUGCGUCGCAUCCCCGUCAUGCGUUCCUUUAGCGCUCCGAUCCACUUUCGCAACGACACACCACACGCCACGUCCGUCGAUGGGCCAUGCGACCCUGCAAAGUGCAGCCAAGGAACGCUGGACGGCCAAGAUUGUGGAAGCGUAGAGUGCGACCAUUGCACCGAGUCUUGGCUCUCAGGAAUCAAGUCGCCCACCCUUCCACCGGAAGAAGUCGCUACCUCCUUUAGCAUCUCGUCCCGACUCGUCGACUCUCCAGCUUCGCUUGUUCAAACGUCUAGCACCGGUCAACAGCGCGUGCAAGCUCUUUGUGACACUCCGACAAAGUGCAACAUCCCACUCGCCAGCGAUGGCUCCAUUCAUCUCGAGUGCCAACCUGGACCAGUCGGCAAGACUCUACCUUGCAACUCUGGCUCCUCCCGCAGCUUGCUCUGGACCCAGGUCCACGCUUCGCCUGUUCACACGCGCACUCAAAGUGUCAAGUUUCGCAAAGGUAGUAAUUGCAACGAGGAGCAACGCCAGAUGCGCCCGAUUGUUGGUCGCAAGCGACGCGGCUCAUGGGUGGAUCGCGUGGUGAGCAGCACGACCGAAAAGCUGCCUGGAUCCAUCGGACGUCCAAGGAGCGUGAGCAGCAUCAAUUUGAGUCGCUCGCCUAGCAUAGCUCAGGCCAGCUCUCUUCGAUCGCCGGACGUAGAUCUCAGCGCUAGCUUCGUGUCGAAAUUGGAAAUCUCUAGGUCUCGCGCCACUUCGAUGGACAUGGAGCGUGGCCGCCUCGCAAGUCCUCUUACGGACCACGCUCGUUUCACCACGCCGGUGCAUCCCGCACGUCUUGGCCAUGUUGAGCACACUCCGCAUACGAGAAACGUUGUGACCAUGUCCUCGAUACCCUCGGUCAAAGAGGCAGCCAAGCGUGCCAAGCGUCAUGCUCCUCGUCUGAGCAUACACGGACUUUCUUUCGCCCUGCCCGCCCGUCGUGCAUCCACAUCCACGAUGAGCCCGUGCGCGCCUUCCAACGCCUCUGACACUGCCGAGAGCGAUCGACGUCUCAGCUCCUAUCUCACCGAAAAAGACGACGAAUGGCUGGACGUGCACCGCAUCGAUGCGCAAAAUCAGUCUUUCUCUGAUGCUGCACCUCGUCAAGGCCCGCUCCACGUCGUUGCAUCGCUCAACAACAACAACGUCGCUACACCACCUCGCGUUCAAAGCUCGGCUCUCAAACGCUUCGCCAAUGCCGCCCGUCAAGUAUUCGACGAGCUGCUCAUCAAGUGA